Messenger RNA from Hemiscyllium ocellatum (epaulette shark), 1627 nucleotides. It is a transcript of the gene elp4, whose product is annotated as elongator acetyltransferase complex subunit 4. NCBI's taxonomy places the organism in Eukaryota, Metazoa, Chordata, Chondrichthyes, Orectolobiformes, Hemiscylliidae. The record is from RefSeq and is a predicted model, not a curated record. Gene Ontology annotation, cellular component: elongator holoenzyme complex; transcription elongation factor complex; cytoplasm. The coding region runs from base 16 to 1221 and encodes 401 amino acids. The transcript is spliced from 10 exons. Gene Ontology annotation, biological process: tRNA wobble uridine modification.
AACAGCCGUGUGAAGAUGGCAUCUUGUGGUGGCACGAGUUUUCAACGGAAGGUGCGGAGCCAGCGGGUGCCUGGGACUCGGCCAUCGCUGCGGAAUGGGCAGCUGCUACUGUCUACUGGGGUACCGUCUCUAGACUAUAUUAUAGGAGGAGGCCUAGCAGUUGGAACUCUUCUUCUUCUUGAGGAAGAUAGCUAUGAGAGUUACUCACGGAUGUUGCUGAAGUAUUUCUUAGCAGAAGGCAUUGUUAGCGGGCAUUCUCUUUUCAUAGCAUCUGCCAAAUAUCAUCCUGAAGAAAUUUUACAGGAGCUUCCUGCACCCUUGCUUGAUGAUGUAAUAGAGACCAAUGAAACUAUCAGAGAGACAGAAGACAAUUCGGAAAAUAGCAAUAGUUCCACCGCUGUAUCCCAGAAUUCCAUGACAAUAGCAUGGCGUUACCAAAACUUACCAAAAGUACAGACAGCCCUGACAUCCUCCUCAAGAUUUGGCCACUAUUAUAAUGUAUCUAAAACAAUGAGUACAGAGCUCCAACAAUCAGUCAAGUUCCAUGGAUUUUUUCUACCUGAUGAAGUUCCAUUGGAUUUAGCAGUGACUGAAUGUAGUAAUAUGAACUUUGGAUAUGUCAAGCUGCUUAGAUCCAUACAAAGAGUCAUCCGUGAGGAAGGAUUUGAUGGAGUCUGUCCCCAGAUUAAACAGAGGAAUAUCCUGCGGAUAGGAAUCCAUUCGCUUGGCUCACUGCUGUGGGGAGAGGACAUUAAUCUUUAUGAAAACCCCAAACAUGCCUGCGGUCUGACCAAAUUUCUGUAUGCACUCCGUGGACUUCUCAGAACAUCUCUGUCUGCCUGCGUUAUUACUGUGCCAGCAUACCUCAUUCAGAACAAAGCAAUUAUGGACCGUGUGGUAAAAUUGUCUGAUACAGUGAUUGGUCUUGAAUCAUUUAAUGUUUCUGAAAGAGAAAGCAAUCCACUCUAUAAGGACUAUCACGGUUUGCUCCAUGUUCGUCAGAUUCCUCGACUUAAUAGUUUAAUCUGUGAAGUGCCUGAUACAAAGGACCUUGCUUUCAAACUGAAACGAAAAUUGUUCACUAUUGAGAGACUACAUUUGCCUCCAGACUUGUCAGACACAGUGAACCGAUCAAGCAAACAGAAUCUGGCAGAAUCAGCCAAACUGCUGAGCACAGGAUGUGGUGGUGCAGCCAGAGGCAAAGAGCACCUGGACUUCUAGUGACUCUUAUUUAACCAUUUCAUUCUGAAUUCUCAUCCUAUUGCAAAGCGUGAUUACAAAUCAUUGGUGUGUAUAUAAAAGCAAUAAAUAUAUUUGUCCACAUACCAAGCAGAAGUGUGAAUCACUCAACAAAAAAUAUUUUUAAAAAGAUGGUUUAUCUUUGGAAUGUACGUUUUCUUACACUAUAAUUUGAUUUUUGCGCUGUGAUAAUAAGUUGACUAAACAGUAAAUUUUGUAUUGUUUAAUUCUAUUGACAUAAUAUUUGCAGGAAAAAAGAAUAAAGUUUCAAGGAAUCUAAUUUGCAUAUUUGGUUUAAUAAUCUUUUACAAGAAUGUACUUUGCUUCUCCCUCCAUUUUGAAAAUAUAGUUGUCACCUUUACCUACAUAGCAAUGUAAUUCAUUCCAC